UUGGUCAUCUACUUCCUGACAAGCAAUGACCCGGAGUAAAGUAAACAGCUAGUACGCAUGCGCAUUGUUCCGAAACAAGUUGACGCAUGCGCAUUGUUCCGAAACAAGUUGACGCAUGCGCKAUGAGCUUCAAACGCAACAGCGCGAAAAAGCAGGUCUCCUGUCAACAAACUUUUUUUAAAAUUUAUUUACCCCUUUUAUUUCGCUUCUAUUUUCUUAGCACUUUAAUUGCAUCUUAUUUCUUCCCGCUUACUGUUAAGUUCAAAGUUUAGUGAGUCGUGUCAUUAAGCUAGCUAACAUCAACACAGUUCUGUGACUUAGCUAGCUAGUAAAAAUAACAUGAAACCUGCACGGGGUUCCAAAAGACCCUCAUCAAAAGSGCCCAACCCUAAAAACGCAAAGAAAGCAAAAAGGCCAGCAGGAGAAACUUCAGAUGAGAACCAAGCUGGACAAAGUGACAAAACCGCGCACUCAAAACAGCGUAAAGAAGGUCCAGCUGUGGUCUCCAGGAAGAAGAAAGUUCCGGACAGCUGGAAGGUGAUGCCGAGUUCCUCCAUCAGUGCUGUGGAGAACAUAAUGGACUUAUCGAUACUAGCAACUCUCGCUUUGAAGAAGACUGCGAAGAAGGAGAGCCAGGAACAUUUAAACAAAAUAAAAAACGGGUUUUUAGCUCACUGUGCUCAGCUCAAGGUUCCAGCUCUGAAACUGAAAAAUGCAAAGAGUUCUUCUCUGCGGCACAAGGAGGAGAGCAAGAAGUCGGCGCUCGGAAAGAAGACACUGAGCUCGCUGGAG
Molecule: messenger RNA, 792 nt
Organism: Austrofundulus limnaeus
Lineage: Eukaryota; Metazoa; Chordata; Actinopteri; Cyprinodontiformes; Rivulidae
Product: centromere protein Q
Cellular component (GO): nucleus
Source: RefSeq, a predicted model, not a curated record